UAUUACUACCAGAACGCAUUAAUUCACAAACUUAAAAAAAUAAAUAUAAAUAAACAUAGGAGCAGCUAAUUUAGUCGUAAUUAACAUGCACUCAGAUUUGUGAUGGCAACUUUAAGUAAUGAUACAAAAACAAUUAAUAUUUAAACAAUCUUAAAGGCUCUCACAUUAAGCUAUUAUCGUAAAACGUGAAAGGCAAUCAAAAACAAAACGGACACUUAGGACAAGGCAUAAACAAGAUAUUGGGAAGAUUAUCUAUUUUUGGCGGCGACUAUUUAACAACAAAAACAAAUGAACGGCAAUCGCAAAUUUAAAUCGCUGCGGCUAGUGCGCUUCGGCGAUGUGCUAUAUGAUCAGCAAAAGCGUCUGAUAAUGCUGUGCCGCUCCUGUCAACGACAUUACCUAUCAAUGGAAGCAUUCCAGACGCAUCUAAGCAAAUGCAUUGCUGUCAAGCACAUAGUCACGUCCAUUGAUGAGCUGCAGUAUGACGAGGAGAAGCGGGAGACAAGGCUUGUCAAUGGAAAGCAAGAGCUGCUCAUCUAUGAGCCGGACGCAGUGCGGAGCAUAAACAGCGUGAACUGCGACAUAGACUGGGAAGCGGAGCUUGAGGAUCCGCGCUGGUACACAGACGACACUCGGACACUGCCAAACAAAGCAAAACAAUCGCCCACCAAUGCCAAAGAAAAUGUGGCCAAGAGCCGCACGCGCAGUCUAACAACAAAGGAUCUCGAAAAAGAGAAGCAGCCGCAUCCGCAGUCGCCCGAAUCCCCAGCCAAGCGUAUGCGACAUUCCACGCCAAAGCGCACCAUUCUCACGAAUCAACAACAACACAAAUUGCGCGCCAGUUUGGAAAUGCCCGCAGUGACAGCUAAAAUCAAAAAUGAAAUGUAUGUUGUGCAAAAUAUCGUAGACGACUUAAGACGUCUGGAUGCAAUGAGAAAUGCCCGUCCAGCCAACGCAGCGGCAACAGCAACAACAACAACCAGUCCAACUGCAGCAAGUCCACCCAUGGUUUCCAUACCCAUGCCAGUGGCCAAUACGGCCAACGGCGACACCCAACAAAUACUCAACAAGCUGCGAGCCUGCGGCGUGGAAGUCAAGCGCCGCAAUACACGCGAAGCUAUGGACAGUUCCAGCGAAGCAGAUGCGAAAAAGCAGCUCGCCCUGGAUAUAAUGCGGAAAUUGCAAUCGAAUGGCAUCAAGUGCACCAAAGUAAACAAUGCUAAGCAAUAAACCUAGAAAAAUUGUAUGCAGCAGCUUCAAAAUAAAUUU
This is a messenger RNA of Drosophila novamexicana, 1269 nucleotides long. RefSeq lists its product as uncharacterized. The record is from RefSeq and is a predicted model, not a curated record. NCBI's taxonomy places the organism in Eukaryota, Metazoa, Arthropoda, Insecta, Diptera, Drosophilidae. The transcript is spliced from 3 exons. Bases 289 to 1230 code for a protein of 313 amino acids.